CUCCUCCGGCGUCUGCGGGGCUCCGUGCGGCCGCCCGCGAGCGCUGAGGCCAGCACCCCGCGCCCCGCGCCCGCGCCCGCACCCCGCGCCAGCCCUGGCGGCUCCCCCCGGGAUCCCCUCCGAGGCGUCCGAGCCGGCCCGAGCCGCGGGCGCCUCCCCGCCGCCUCCUCCCCUCCGAGGUCGCUCGGGUCCCCCAGCUCGGCCCCGCGCGCCCCGAGCGCAGCCCCCGGAAGUGCGCGCCGCGGCCCCGGCGGCCCCGGAGAAGAGCCUGAGAAUCCAACUGAGGCCAACCAAGUUUCAGAACCUCUACUGCUUGGCACCAACAUCACCAGGGAUGAACUAUUUUUGCCAGAUAAUCCUCUGUCCCUGACAGCACGUCUCUCCCCAGAAAAUCCCGAGCGAGCCGCUCUGUACUUCGUCUCCGGCGUGUGCCUCGGGCUGGUGCUCACGCUGGCGGCCCUGGUGACGAGGCUCUCCUGCCGCACCGACUGCCGGCGGCGUCCCCGCAAGAAGUUCCUGCAGGACCGGGGGAGCAGCAGCGACGGCAGCGACAGCGAGGAUGGCAGCUCAGACACCGCGUCCGACAUCUCGGUCCGGAGACACCGCCGCUUCGAAAGGACUUUGAACAAGAACGUGUUCACCUCGGCCGAGGAGCUGGAGCGCGCGCAGCGGCUGGAGGAGCGGGAGCGCAUCAUCCGGGAGAUCUGGAUGAACGGCCAGCCCGACGGCCCCGGCACCAGGAGCCUGAACCGCUACUACUAGCGGCGCCGGGCCCCGGCCAGGCUCCGCAGGGGGUGGGCGUCCGUCGGCUGAACGCGCUUCUGCUGAAGGCCUGGGAGCAGAGCUACUUUUCCAGCCGGGAGGACUGAGCUUCCCUUUCCGACUGAGUGUAUGCAGAAGGAGAAAACCCAAGUCAGUUCAUCAACCUUUCCAGGUCGUGGAAUGGUGCUGCAAACCCCUCUCCAACCACGUGGAGGGAGAACUAGAGAAACGGGACUGUGGUUUCUCUUGAUUUCUGAGGAUCUCAGAAGUUUCUGCAGACUUCCUUGCUGUGUUGUUAUUCCUUUACAAAAGGAAGAGUAUCAUGGCAUGAGGGCUAGGAAUAGCAGGGUGAACUUAACCCAGUAAAUGCGAUUUUCUAAACGACCCCAUGCUACGGAGGUGAUUCUCAUCCGGCUAGCAUGAUUUAUGAUUAUUAUUUAAGGCUGAUUUUUGGCGAUCUUGUGUUGCAAUGGCAACCUUGUCCAUUUUAACUGGCACCUCAGGGAUUAAAAUCCUAUUUUUUAGUAUAGUUCCCACCUCAUUCGUGAAAAAUGGGUAGAAUUAAUGUAUUAUGGGAGAUGUGUCAGUGAGCUAGAAAAUAUCAAUAACCUCAAAGGAUGAAGGGUUUUAUUUUAAAUAGUUUAUAAAAGAUAUAUUAACACGCAUAUCUGAAGAUGCUGCAUAAGAAUAAAAAUUGUUUUCACCCCUUUCGGAAAGAAGAAAUUUUGUUAUGACUCUAGAUAAUUAUGAUUUUAAACAUUUUGUUUUUUUUUUUUAAAGUUUGGAUUUCCAAGAAAAGAAUGGGAAUGGGAGACGAGGAAUAAAGCCAAAAUUAGGAUGAGAUUUAAAAAAUAAUAAACAUUACAUAAAAUA
This is a messenger RNA of Nyctereutes procyonoides (raccoon dog), 1635 nucleotides long. RefSeq names its product eva-1 homolog A, regulator of programmed cell death (gene EVA1A). The annotation marks the transcript as partial. The transcript is spliced from 3 exons. The record is from RefSeq and is a predicted model, not a curated record. NCBI's taxonomy places the organism in Eukaryota, Metazoa, Chordata, Mammalia, Carnivora, Canidae.